AUGGCGGCCGCCGUUCGGGCCGGCGCCGUCCACAUGGAGCGCCCGCGCUUCACGAUGUAUCACAACAAUUUGCACACGCUCGAUUGGCGGGACCCGGAAGAGCGUCAACGGGACGCCGAGAAGGCCAAAAAUAAGGGAAAAGGCUACGGGGUGAGCGUAACGUCAGCGGAGGCGGCCCGGAACCGCUUCCGCCAGCGCACAAAGAUGCUCGACGUCAAAUUGACGCUAUGCGACUGGACGGUAUUUCUCUCACUCUCCGGCCUUGCGCUAGCCAUCGUUGACGUGGAGCUGUGCGCGUUUAAUGCCGAUAUUGCGAGUGCUACGCUCGAUCAUGCUUCUACCAUCCUGCGCUUCGUGAUAAUUGGGUUGACGUUGUUGUUGCAGCUGGUGCUUCUUGGCUACCAUCUGACAGAUAUCCGGGUGUACUUAAUCGAGACGAAUAGUGAAUGUUGGAGGGUUGGGGUGACGAGUGAACGGUUAUUUCAAGUAUUACUAGAAGUGGCUGCGUGCUCGAUUUGCCCGAUUCCAGCCCGUUUCCUGUGGAAAGAACGCGUCCGAUGGCCAUUUCUCUCGGCCUCCCCAAUGUCGGCCCAUGGUACCAUCCAUAUCCCGACACAUGUCCUCCUUACACUACCUAUGUUUCUCCGUCUCUACCUCGUCGCUCGGUAUAUGGUGCUCCACAGCAGAUAUUAUCAGGACUGCGCUACUCGGACAAUAGCCUCCCUAAACCGUGUAGCAGUCGACUUCCGCUUUGUCGUCCGUUCCGAGCUCUACCAACGGCCGCUGCUCUCAAUUUUUGUAUUUACCAUCUGCUUCUGGACGGUGAUGGCGUGGAUGGUCACCCAGUGCGAGCGAUAUGCAUAUCCAAACCUGCCGGGAUAUCAACAUUUACUCGAUUUUAUAUGGUUUGAGAUUAUUACGUUUUUCUCGAUUGGUUAUGGUGAUAUUAAAGUACAUACAUACUGUGGAAGAGCUCUGGCUAUGCUGACAGCGUUAGUGGGUACUGUAUUUUCCUCAAUUCUAAUCGCACUCAUGGCACGGAGGAUGGCUCUUUCGAGCAGCGAAAAGCGAGUGAAUCAUCUGAUAGCUGAGAGUCAGCUGAAUAUCACCCAUAAGAACUGUGCAGCGCGCGUGCUACAAAAUACUUGGCGUACCGUACUCCGCAGAAGGGAUGCUGAACGGGAGGCUGCACCUUCGAAAUCAAUGUUGAAGCUAAGAGCGGCGCAGCGAGCUCUGUUAAGAGCCGUUAUUGAAUUCCGGAGGUCACGUUGGAGACUAAGAAUGCAAAUGGAAGAUGAGGACGAUUAUUUUGUGGCCAGACGGGCAUUCAUGGAGACCGAGGAGCGCCUUUCGCGCGUCCGGAAGCGACAAGCCGAGUUGAACAUCCAAAUCGGGGGCCUAUACCAACACGUCCAAAGCCUCACCCAUCUCAUCCAUCUACGCAGUGGC
Mesorhabditis spiculigera is the source of this 1449-nucleotide messenger RNA. The record is from the annotation of a GenBank genome assembly. NCBI's taxonomy places the organism in Eukaryota, Metazoa, Nematoda, Chromadorea, Rhabditida, Rhabditidae.